Messenger RNA from Photinus pyralis (common eastern firefly), 2668 nucleotides. RefSeq lists its product as uncharacterized. The transcript is spliced from 3 exons. Bases 491 to 2284 code for a protein of 597 amino acids. The record is from RefSeq and is a predicted model, not a curated record. Lineage: Eukaryota; Metazoa; Arthropoda; Insecta; Coleoptera; Lampyridae.
CCACCGAACUCUCACACAACGUUUACACCACAUCGAAUAUGAAACGCUCAUUCGAGACCUAGAAGAAGAAGUAAAAAACGACAACUAUGAACUAGACAGAAAAAGAAAUAAAAAACUUCAAACCCUUAUCUACAACCACCAGCAUAACAACCACGGACUACCCGAAAACCAACGCUACAACCAAACAAAAAGAAGAAUCAUUAUACCUACAAACAAAAAUCAACCUACCACCUACGACAAUAAACACCAAUUCCCUCAACGUUUUACCAACCUCUCCAACAUCACACUCAACGAAGAAGAAACAAAACUUCUCAUUAUAGGCCAUAAAUUUGCACCGACACCAAGCUCAUUUUCACACAUUCAACUUGCCAUCGAACUCGAAAGUCAACUACUUAAACAACCACAAUUAUAUCAAAACAUAAAGGAAGACCUCAUUAAAACGAUCAACAAACAGGUUAGUAAUUGUAGAUACACUAAUCACAACAAUAUUAUGCUACCUAAACAUAAAAUACAUAACACAAUAAAACUAUUAAAACAAAAAAUUGACACACAAGACUUAAUCGUUACUUCAGCUGACAAAAAUGCCGGCCUAGUAAUUCUCAAUAAAAUCGAUUACAUCAACAAAACACUACAAUUUUUCGACGAAAAUAAUAUAACCGAAAUACCAAAAAACCCGAUAAAUAAAUUUUCAAACAAAGUCAAUAAAACAAUACUAGAAUCUAAAACUACCCUAGAAAAACUAAACAGUAACCCCUUCAUAAUCAAAAAUCGCAAUCCUCAAACACCUUUCCUCUACAGCAUUUUAAAAUUACACAAACAGAAUCAUCCUAUACGCCCCAUAACAGCCUCAUAUGAAUCCCCUACAUAUAAACUUGCUAAAUUCUUAAACCACACCCUCACACAAUUACUUCAAUACAAAUCCCACCAAUCCAUAAAAAACUCUACACAACUUAUUCACAACAUUAACAAGAUUACCCCCCUACAACCUAACUCCAUCAUGAUCUCGUUUGAUAUCGUAAACCUAUACACCAACAUCCCAAUACACAACACGCUUUCCAUCCUCUCAGACAUUCUAUACAACCACGAUUCAUUCAGGAAAAACUUCAAACUGAAUCCAAUAGACAUACAAAACCUCUUGAAACUUUUUGACCUCACAACGCAACAAAAUUUCUUCACCUUCAACAGCAAAUACUACCAAAUGCAAGACGGCCUCCCUAUGGGUUCACCCAUCAGUGGAAUUCUAGCCAAUAUUUUCAUUGACCAUCUUGAAAACAAAAUUAAACUGCUACCCGAAUUUAACAACAUAGCAAUCUGGAACAGAUAUGUUGAUGACAUUUUUUGUAUUUGGACCGGAACAAUAACAGAAUUACACCAAUUUCACAUUGACAUUAACAACCUUUCCAAAAUUAAAUUUACAAUAGAAAUAGAGCAAAAUAACAAACUAAACUUCCUCGAUUUAACACUUCACAAAGACAACAACCACAUACAUUAUAACAUCUAUCGAAAACCAACCACCACAGACAUAGUCAUACCACAUAAUUCAUACCACUCACCACAAAUCAAAAGAUCUGCAUUUAACUUCCUAUUCAAUCGCCUAAUAUCCACACCACUUAAUAAAAUACACUAUAACGAAGAAUACAACACCAUUUUACAAAUUGCAUUGAAUAACAAAUACAACUUUUCGUUUAUACACAACAUUUAUCGUAAAAUAAAACAACAACACAUCAUUAACACCAUUUUUCCCCAUCAUAACGUUCAAAAAACAUUUAAAGCCAUUACUUAUAACCACACAAUACAUAACAAAAUCAACAAAAUCUUUAACAAACAUAACAUUAACAUUAUCCCAAAAUCUCAACCCACUAUCAAAAAAAUCCUUACAAACAUAAAACCAAAAACUCCGGCACAACAAAAAUCAGGCAUAUAUCAAAUAUUCUGCAACCAAUGUCCCGCCUCUUACAUAGGACUAACAACACGAAAUCUGGGUACCAGAUUUAAAGAACACUCCAAAAACCAACCAAAAUCAGCCAUAGGUACCCACAUAAAAGAUUCACAACACUCCAUUUCCAUAGACAAGGCAAAAAUAUUACAAACUUCAAAUAAUUAUAACCAAUUAAAAAUUUUAGAACAUUUAGAGAUCCACAAAGCCAUCAAACAACCCAACCACAACCUCCUCAACGAAAUCACUUUCUUUCCAGAACAACACCUAUACAAACGCCUACACCCCUUCAAUAACAAAGACACGCAACCACACAUACACGCCCACUCCCCUACAGACCCCACAUAAACAGCACGCCAAUGCAUAAAUCUCUUCUACAACUUGACAUAAAAUAUUUCAGUUCACAUAACCUACAAUUCGACACUUCAACCAUACAUGCUUACAUCCACCUUUUAGACAUCAACACAGUGUUUUCGUUCACCUUUAUGAUUUCUGCUGAUUGUGAUCAUCCAAGCUACAUAUUUCUAACAUCUCCCACACAAUGUUUCAUUCACCUGCUUCUUAUAUUGUAUCUUGUACUAAUGACGCUACGGCCUGAAGAUGGUAUUGCUUAACGUACCGAAAUCGAUAGCCUAUACAGAAAAAUAAAAACCUAUUAGCUCGACUGCACUUCCUGUGUGUUUUUUAACCUCAUAUGAAUAAAGCUAAUAAAAAUGGAGAAUUUCAUCGAUA